AUGGACAUGUGCGGAAUUGUUGAAAGUCCAACUAGCAUGCAAAUGGAUGAGAUGCAGUGUGACUCAAUGUCAAUGAACAGGAAUGCAAAACAUUCUGCUGUGAAGCAAGCAUGUAACUGCAAGCAAGAUGUGCACCAAUCAUCUGCUGCAGUGGAGAGAGAAGUAAACGCAGUGUGCAAGUGCAUCAAUUGCACCAUCAACAGGGAUGCCCAAAGACUGGAAAGAGAACUUCUGGAAAGCUUAGACUGCUGCGAUGAACAGCAUAGAAAGCUGGCAGAUGACGUUGUGCCUGCCAGCAAACCCGAAGACAAUUGCCAGCAAGACGAAAUCAACGCCAUGGAUAAAACUGACAAAAAGGAACAACCUGACAAGGACGACGUGGAAUUCGAAAAGAGUGAGGAACACAUCCGGAAAUCCACUGCGGAAGCUCCUCAAAAACCAGCACAAGAAAUUGAUUCUUUCAUGAAAACCGGGAAACUCGAUGAAAUUCCUGGCCCUUCCGCUUCAUCCAAACAGAAAUUGGAGGAUUUCGUCGCCAAUGGAAUAAGCCAGCAGAAAACCAAAUCUCGUCACAAACGCCGUCGAGACUACACUGACGAUGGAAGCAGCAGGAGACAUAAAAUUAAACGUCGAAUGGGGGGUGGUUACGACACCAUUUGCAACUCUGGGAAUUUGCAAGCUUUCACCAACGAAAUGUUCGGAGAGGACGAAUGCAUUGUUCGCAGGCGCCAACCAGACAUCAUUUAUGGCAGCGACAUUCGCAAAGACAGGAACAGCACGUUGCUCAACAACCUGACUGAGAUGGUGCAGAGGCCCAUCAGUGGCUCGAUCGAACGCCCGGAGCACAACUCCGUCAUCGGCUGCAUCUGGAAGACCAUCCACGGGAAAUUCUCCAACAAUAAACACAUUGACUGCUUGGCCCGUCCCGUCAACAGGCACCAGCAGGAGUUCAACUGGAGUCCCUUCACGACCCCGGGCUUCGGGGGCAAGCUGGAAGAAGUG
Molecule: messenger RNA, 1002 nt
Organism: Notodromas monacha
Lineage: Eukaryota; Metazoa; Arthropoda; Ostracoda; Podocopida; Cyprididae
Source: the annotation of a GenBank genome assembly